Molecule: messenger RNA, 1275 nt
Organism: Triticum aestivum (bread wheat)
Lineage: Eukaryota; Viridiplantae; Streptophyta; Magnoliopsida; Poales; Poaceae
Exons: 3
Coding region: 263-1021 (252 amino acids)
Source: RefSeq, a predicted model, not a curated record
UUCAUUAGGCAGGAGCUCCAGCCCUGGAGCGAUACAUAGUUGCACGCCCUCGGGCCUGCCCUUGGGUUGGCCCGUACGUGGCAGCAUAUAUACACCUGUCAGCGGCAGCCCAAGUCACCAGACAACAGCGAACAAGCCUAGCUAAGCCCUCUCUCUCUCUCCCUAUCGACGGCCGGCCACGUGCUCCCUUCCUCCUCGCCGCCGGUCGUUUAGCUUAGCUACGCACCACGGCGUACAUGCAGUGGAGCAAGGAGCUUGGAUCAUGGCGUCGGCGAAGCACGGCAACACUGGGGGGCGCAAACCCUCGGUGUGGAAGGACUUCGACCGCGUCAUCGUGUUCGUGCCCGGCGGCACCGGCGCGGGUGCCAUGGCGGUGUGCAAGAGGUGCGGCACCACCCUCCAAGCCAGCGCAAAGAAACACGGGACCUCGCACCUCCGGCGGCACGCCAAAAGCCCCUGCUGCGCGAAGCGGGCCGCAGCGGCGGCGGCCCCUGCUGCCGGCGGCGACAGCGAUGGAGGGUUCACGAACUGGCUGGAGGGUGUUCUUCUGGUUGAGCCUCAGCUCGACUUCGCCGACCACCUCGUCAUUGCAGGAGGGGACGAGCUUGUGGAUGCCGUCGCCGAACGGGCCGUGGCGGCCCCCCCUGCUGCCGACGACGACAGCGACGGGGGGUUCGCGAACUGGCUGGAGGGUGUUCUGGUUGAGCCUCAGCUCGACUUCGCCGACCGCCUCAUCAUCGCAGGAGGGGACGAGCUAGUGGAUGAAGUCGCCGAUGUGCCGGCCGCCGGAGAUCAUGGACGCGUUUCCCCCAACUUCAUUCCAGAUGCGCUGCCCCAGGCACCGGCUUCGUCGUCCACGCGCUUCUUCCAGAAGAAAAAAAAGAGGUCUGCAAGUCUGCCUUCGCAGGAAGGAGGAACAAAGGACAACGACAAUUCUUCUCGUGCCAAGGACUGGGCGCCGACGGUCGACAAUUCCACGUUCGACGACAUGGAUUUUACUGCUUCUGGGGAUUGGGAAUGAUCCUACACAAUUGUAUAUCGAUGGGUUCACCUAGAAUACUUUGUUCAAUCAGUUUAACUUCGGUUUAUUCUUCACUCGGCACACUUAGAUCGGUACGUAGGGUGCACUAGAAGAGAGAUGAUCACCCUCUUUUGUUUCCAAGGGUGCAAAGUUGACCUCGUCUGUGUUUGAGCACGGAGCGUGCAUUUUUCAUUGUGAAAACUCUUUUAUCCUGAUUCUUUCUCUCUGUUAAUAUUCUUUGCAACUUGCAUCUC